Cygnus olor (mute swan) is the source of this 2233-nucleotide messenger RNA. RefSeq lists its product as uncharacterized. The record is from RefSeq and is a predicted model, not a curated record. The transcript has 7 exons. NCBI's taxonomy places the organism in Eukaryota, Metazoa, Chordata, Aves, Anseriformes, Anatidae. The coding region runs from base 795 to 1730 and encodes 311 amino acids.
GGCCCCGCCGAGGCCCGCAGCACGGCUGUGGCACCGCGGUGCGUGGGAUCCCGGCGUGCCGGCCUGCGGGGCACUGCCCUUGAGCCGGGAGCGCUUCCUAGGAAGCCGGCUGCGCUUCUCGUGGGGCCCCAGGCGGGUUCCCAGCUGACAGAGCUGGUAACGGGGAGCGGUCUCCUGGCUGUGGUAGGGCCACCGCAGGCAGGAUCCGGAUGAUUUACAGAGGAACUCGUAGAGUUCUUGCCCAGAAAAGCACUACACCUCGGAGGGGUCACCUUUGUAAAAUAGGUGGUGCAUGACGGGCGUGCAGAGCCAGAUCCGCAUUUUGUUACUUUCAGGUUUCUCCAGCAGCCCUCGUGUGCCAUGAAGCUGGCGAAGAAGCUGCAUCUGUGGCUGCCUCUCAGUGACCUGAUACACCUACCCUCCUCCUUGAACUGCAGUUUCUUACGAAACCCUGCUGACGUACUGAUUUUUACUGGGCUUGGCAGAAGCACCAUGUAGCAGUUAAUCCGAGUCUUAGCAGAUAAGAAGGCAGACUUCCCACCUUCGGGCGUGCUGCGUCUGGGGCACAGGAAAAUGUCUUUGUGAGGAGCGAGGGAUAAUAAUCGUAGAGAAGUCGAAAGAAGUGACAGAAACAGAAACAGAAUCUCUCAGCUGCGAUUUUUUUAAAGCAGGAUGCAUGUCUUUGCUGAAGGCUCCACAACACAGAUUCAUUUGUCUUUUUAGGGAUUGAUGCAACUGCAAUUUAAAUGUGGGUGGCUGUACAUCCAUAAUUGCGUUGUGUGACAUGGGAAUGUAUGGCCAUACCAGAUGGAGAAGAGGGGAUGAACGCCAUCCGCUUACCGUACCCCAGAAACACAGCCUCUUCUGCGUACCGCCUUGGUGGGCCAAGGAGAAGCAGCCCGAGGACUCUUCUGCCUUAUGGAGCUCUGCUGGUUUCCACGUGGCUUUGGACAGAUGUUGCCAGAUCCGUCCCCCUGCCUGACCACCCCCUGCCGUCCAGGAACUCGGCUCAGCAGAAGUGGAAGGAGUGCUUAUUGCUUACUGUGUUUCACAUGUUGCAAAGGAGCUUACACUAUUCCUUGCGUGUCAUUACGUGCCCAUUUCUCCAUCGUUAUUUCGCCGACCGAGCGAGGCAGGCAUACGCUUUGUGUGCCGCUGGAUCUGUGAAGUGCUCCGCUUGCGCUAAACACAAGGAGCGCCUCGCUGCACGCAGAGGCACGCUGCUGGCAUGGCGAGAGGGCUGGAGCUCCGACGGUCAGCCGGUGACAGACAGACCGACCACCCAGCUCCUCGCUGCGGUGCCUCCGCGGUACCAGAGGGCCCGCCGGGACCGGCCGUGGAAGCCGAGGCUGCCGGGAUGCUCGGGCCGGCGCACGAAAGCCCCACGCGCAGAAGCCCCUCGCUGCACGCUGCCGCCAGCACAUGGGAGUCCACGUGCACGGCCGCAGACGCUGGCGCUGCAGAUGCUGUCGUGCGGGUCCUUUGCCAAAGGCGUUGCUGGCUGCGUACCGCGUGCCCAGCUCUCGCCGGCAUGUGCUCCCCACAAAAAUGUUCCGCUUUUGUUUUCUGCUGGGUCUCGCAAGGCGCCUGACACCGCUUCGGGCACGCGAGCGGCCGCCCCCAGGAACCACGCCAAGACGGGCAGACCACCAGGAGCGCUGCUCUGGGUGAGCCGGCCAGAGCCCCGGGGAGGCCGAAACGGGAGAAGUGUUAUCCGGGAGCCCUCGUGAAGCAAGGCCUGUAGGUGUGGGCCAGUGCCGCAGAAAUACCCAGAGCAAACCGCCAGAGAGGAACCAGAACCUGCACACGUUUCGUCGCGGAACUGCAGCAGGGGACGCAGCCUGAGGAAGGGCGGCGAUGACCCCGAGGUGCCCCAGCGCGGCUGUGUGUUUCUGCGCCCUCGCCGCUCCUGUCGCCUCCCGAUGAGCGGCCCCGUGCCAUCGCCGCGUGCCAUCGCACCCACCUGCACGAUCGGGCUGCGAUGGGCCGGGGCCAGGCGCCGUGCUGCUGCUGGACUGACCCGGCCUCACCUGACCGCACCGCUGCCCUUCGCGGCCCCCACGGACCCCUCCGGGGGCCUGGAGACGGCGGUUCCGUGGGACGAGCGGGCGUGCGGUGGGCACCGAGCCCCGACGCCUGCUGGCACCGCGGUGCGGGGACGUGCGGGAGCGGGGGGCACGCGUAGUGCGCGCGGGGCCUGUACCGGGGGCACAAUAAAGCGCUGCUGAACGCA